Linum trigynum is the source of this 1296-nucleotide messenger RNA. Lineage: Eukaryota; Viridiplantae; Streptophyta; Magnoliopsida; Malpighiales; Linaceae. The record is from the annotation of a GenBank genome assembly.
GGACAUGGGAGGAAAGAAAGAAAGAAAGCAAGCAAGCAAGCAUGGUGAAAUUUGGCCGUGGAGUGACUGACUGACUGUCCUCUUUUAGGCAGACUGCCUCUCCCCCUGAGCCUGACUGAAUUAUGCGAUAAUAAAGCUAACAUCGAGCAAACCCAUGCCCGCCAAAAAGUCCUCGUGAAUUGCAACAAUGGCGUUAAAAAGAAAAAAGAACAGAAACUGUGGCAAAGAAGGAGAAAAUGAGGGUAGGGUGGUGGGAAGAAAAAAAAGGUUCCAUCGUGAGUAGUGUCCCUUGUUUGCAGGGUUUCAAUUCAUUCAAUUCAAUCACUUUCACCUAUUCAUUCCUCCUCCUUUUAAUUUAUCUCAAUUCCUCCACAAAGCCAUGUAGCUUUUCUUCAUUUCCUGCCGUGCAGAGAUAAAAAGAACGGAAGGAAAGCGGAGGAAGAAAGAAAUUGCCUUUUUGUUUUGUUCCUUUCUACCACACCACCUUCUGCUUGUCUUCUUCUUCUUCCCUCCUCUGCCCCUUUUGAUCGCUCUCCUGUCCAUUACCGCCUUCUUAAUUUACUUCUCUUCCCACCCUCUGUUUUCUCUGUCUCCAAUUGAAAAUGCAGGGGAGUGCAUUGCUGAAGCCGGUGACGGUUUUGGUCUUCUUACUUCUACUCUGCGCCCUUUCAGCAGCCGACAACACAGAUACUGUCAUUGCUGGUAAUCAAACACAGAAGGCGCCGCCGACGAAAACAGAGGAAGAGCCUCACCGCCGGCAGCAGCGGUUCCCGUUCGAUACGUUCAUCUCCAGCGAGAGAAGAGUGCCGAACGCAUCCGACCCACUUCACAACCGCUGAUUUCCUACGUGCCCAAGAUUGCCGGAAUGUGGAAAGGAGGGAAAAAGGGCCGGUUGGAGGUUUUUGGUCGGUCGGAAGUCGGUACCGUCGGUUGCGGCUUUGCAGUGUUUGGUUGCCCUGCUUUUUGUUUGUUUGUCAACGGUGAUGACGUGGAGGUUUGAAAUAAUUUCACCUUCGAUCGGGUACCUCCCAGCCGUUGAUUUUCUGCUUUUGUGGCCGACCUUUCUCGUUUGGCCGGAGGAUCUCCUUACUCUCUUUUGAAAUUGUUACUUGGAAGUUAGAACUACUUACUACUCCUGGUAUCGCCACACGUUUUCUUCUUUUAGUUCUUUCUUUUGCAUUCUGCUGUAUUUGUAUACGAUUUUGUAUGUAAUGUAAGUAUAAUCACUUUUGCUGUUAUGGAUCAUUAUACUACUCUCUGUUCUUGUUAUAAUGGGAAUACAAUUUUGCCGGCUAA